Messenger RNA from Podarcis lilfordi (Lilford's wall lizard), 11700 nucleotides. NCBI's taxonomy places the organism in Eukaryota, Metazoa, Chordata, Lepidosauria, Squamata, Lacertidae. The record is from the annotation of a GenBank genome assembly.
CUCCCGCCCGCGGCGCCUCCCUCCGCAGCCUCCGCCAUGUACCGCUCGCUCCGCUCCCUCCAGCGCCUGAGUUGCGCCAGGGGCGCCGCCGCCCACGCGCGCCAGAGGGGCCCGCCGACCUGCAGCCGCCACGCGCAGCCACGGAGGAUGGUGAGCCGCGCCGCCCCCCCCCCCGCUGCGCGCGCGCUCCAGGGAGGGAGGGAGGGAGGGAGGCGCAAGGGCGGCGAGAGGUGACCUUUGCCGGCCUCUGGCGGGACAGGCGCCUCCUGCGCGGCGGCUGAGGGAAAGAGGCGGCGGAGGAUCGGGCCCCUUCCCGCCUCCCGCCUCAGGUUUCUCUCUCUCCACAUAUAUAAAUUUCAAAACUUCCGUGGCUUUUAUUACUACUGCUUUCGCAUUCCUGUCCCUUUUCUCCCUCCCAGGAGCUCCCCGUCAUUUAGCCCCCGCAACAACCCUGUGAGGGAGGCCGGGCGGGAUUCAAACCCGGGGCCGCGUCCUGGGCGAGGACAACAUUUGACGGCCCCUCCCUCAAAUACCCCUCAUUUUCACAAUACUUCAUUUUGGUACAGCUGCUUUCUCAAGCGGAUCUGUUCAGUGUUGUUGUUUUGCGCCCCUUUGCCGCCCUGUGCGUGGGAUCCGCCAGCAGCUUCCCAAAUCCAGCGCUGCUCCCCUCCUUAGGAUGCCAAGCACUCUGAAUUGGGAAGUGGCCCCUUAGGAGGAGGGAGGCUUGCCUCCAAGUAAAGAUGAAUAUGAAAGUACCUUGUUUUUAAGGGCCUGCGGUGGUGGCGGCUGUUAAACACCCAAGGUUUACAACAUAAAAACACAAAACUACAUUACGUGGUACAGUGGUACCUUGGGUUACAUACGCUUCAGUUUACAGACUGCUAACCUAGAAAUAGUACCUCGGGUUAAGAACUUUGCUUCAGGAUGAGAACAGAAAUUGCACGCCAGCGGGAGGCCCCAUUAGCAAAAGUGGUGUUAAGAAGAUUUUCAGGUUAAGAACAGACCUCCAGAACGAAUUAAGUUCUUAACCCGAGGUACCACUGUAUUUGUAACCUUUGUUUCUUAGGGAAUGUGAGUGGGAUUGGGCUGCAUUUGUGGGGGUUUCUUCUGGUCACCUUCAGUGUUAAUGGUAAUGUUAUAAUUGCCUCUGAGCAACUUAACUUGAAGUAGGGUGAGCCCCUUAGGUGGUAGAACUAGGAAAAGUUCACUACUGUAUAUUAAUAUUCUGGUACGCCAUGCAAACUGAAAUAUUUUAUUAAAAACCAAUUUAGUAAAGUACAGUUGUAUUUAUUUAAUACUUAUAUUUUAAGAUGAGAAUACCAUACAUGGAAUGAAUGUUAAGGAAAUGAAGCAUAGAAAAUUUAACAUUCUGCUUUUAAGCAGAGCAGUGCAUUCAAUUUUUUAUAAUAAUCUAAAAAAGUUAACUACAGCUUUGAAACUGCCCAGUUUGAAUGGGGUUGUAUCCAUUCAUUGUGUUAGGAAUUAAUUUUUGAAGUGAUGUAUUUCUGAAAAUUGAUUCCCCCCCCCCCACAAGGUUUCCUACACUACAUCACUGGGGACUGAUAAGGCUAGAUUUGGCUUCUUGGCCACUGUCGCUCCAAGCCAACUGUCAAAUGAAAUAACCGUUUUCAUCAGUUCAUCAGCAUUUAAUUCUUUUUGGUUAUUUGUUUAGGCUGUGCAUGCAUACAGUUGUAGGUGAGCACUUCCUGAUAACUGUCCAGCAAUAACAUGUAACAAUAACAGUAACAAAUGCAGCAGUUGUUCCAGCGACUGAGCGACAGGUCACACUAGUUCUUGACGUUUAUUGAACAUUAUUUUCUGAGGGAGAGUUAGAAACUCAUUACAGCAUAACAUUCUGAUCUUCUAAGCUAAAUAGGUUACUUAAGAUGCUAUUUUAAAAAUCCCUUUACAUUAACUUGGUUGUAGGAAAUGGAGUCUUUUGAAAGUAAUUCUCCAACCUCUGACAUGAUCACCCUGGACAAGUCUGUGGCUUGUGUCUCUUCCCUUUUCUUGAUGUCUCUCCUCCACCCCAACACACAUUCCCAUGACUUAGUAAUAGUGUGACAUUUUCCCAAGGUUUCUGAAAUAACAAUAUUGCAUUUAGAAAUGUGCCUUAAAACUGUGUGACUUUAUAGCAGUGUUGAAGAUAUAUCACUAAAUAUAUGCUAUGACACAUUUACUAUGGCUUAAUAUAUUGAACAUAUAUGAUGAGUAUUCUGUCACUACUAUUCUGUUUCUUUAAAGCUAAGCUAUAUAUCAUAAAUGAGCCAGAGAUAACUCUUCCUUUGUUUGCAGUAAGAGGUCUGUUUCUCACUAUCUGAUACUAGUCCAAUAUUGAUUGAUGUUUUUAUUGUAGAGCAGUGAGAAAAAUUAUCAUUUCCCAAAAAAUAAUGAUUCAAAAUCCUGCUAAUUAUUAUUAUUAAAUUACAAUGGUACCUCGGGUUAAGUGCUUAAUUCGUUCCGGAGGUGUGUUCUUAACUUGAAACUGUACUUAACCUGAAGCACCACUUUAGCUAAUGGGGCCUUCUGCUGCUGUCGUGCUGCCGGAGCACAGUUUCUGUUCUCAUCCUGAAGCAAAGUUCUUAACCUGAGGUACUAUUUCUGGGUUAGCGGAGUCUGUAACCUGAAGCGUACCACUGUAUUUGAAAGUUAAACUUACAACAAUUGCAUUUUCCAAUAAACCUUGCUAAUCUCAUGUAAUUUGUGAUGCAAUCUUUUACGUCACAACAGUUAAUAUUUAAAAGGCAAAAGUACAAGUAUGGUUAACUUGUUUGACCUCUGAACUGUAUCUUGGCAAAAAGGCACAAUGGAGAAACAUGUCUGUUUGGUAUUGUUAUCUGAGUUUGAGAACAGCAAAUUGUAAGAACUUCAUAGUAAAAUCUGUGGCUGAGAGGUAAAACAAUUCUACAAACCUAUAUGCAUGAUCAAUUGUCCCUGUGAAAGUGUGUACUACUUGAGAUAACCUGAUCAGAAUGGUCCAUCCCAAAGACUGGUGGAUCCAGCUGAAUUUUGGACAUCUCUAUGGAAUUUCUCUUCUUGUCAUGCAUUCGACUUGUUCAGCCUGAGAAAUGUGGACAGGAUUUCUGGGUAUGUUUUGUUGAUCACAAGCUUUGCUUGAGCUUUCCUAUCCUGCCUAACUAAAAUGACUAGAGUGGAGCAGGAUGUCUAGACAGCGGAAAUGAUGCAAACCUUAUUAAGUAACAGAUCCCUGGGAAGAGAGAUUGAGUUGUAGCUUUGUGUAGGGAAUAGUGCUCUCCUAACAGCUCUCUGUUCAUGUUUUAUUUGUGGUCAAGGACAGUUUUUAACUCUUUCAUUUGUACAGUUGUAAAUUUUCAGAACAUAUUUUGUAUAGCCAGCCAUCCAGCUAUAUCUGUAUCUUACUGUAUUUGAUUCCUUUGCUAUGGUUUGUGGCUGACGCAAAUAAAGAUUUUAUCUAUCUCUCUGCACACUUAACAAAGUACAUUUCCCAGGAAUCAGAAUUAUUUGGGGGAAAGCCAUGAAGGUUUAAAGUGAUAUGAUACUGCUUUAAAUAUAUAGAGCAGAUGUGGCCUGCAUAUCAUUAAAUUAAAAAAUAUAUAUUUCUGAAGACUGAAAGAAAAAUGUGCCCCACUUUCAAGGCUGUCUCCUGUACAUAAGAUUCUGUUACUGCUCAAUUAUUGUUCAAGCAGAAUCACAUUACUAGACAUAUUUUUUGGCAGAAAUAAAAUGUUCUAACGGUGAACUCUUCCAUUACCUGGCUAGGAUCCAUAGAAUUGUUUAUGCGAGGCCCUUGCUCUUCUGUCCUAGGAUAAUUGCUGACUCCCCACCCCCUUUGAACCCAUGAUAUAAUCACCAACUACUUCUGAACCUCCCAUCAGUUUCAAAAUCAGAUUCCCAUGCAGCUGGGGUGGGUGCUUUUGGACUUUACAUCUAAAUACUUCCCUAUUGGGCUCAGGGAACUAGUUUGAUCACAGAACUCUGGCUCCUAGCAGCAGAAGUUUUCAUUUUGGUUCUGCUUCUGCCCAUUGAUCUACAGAAUUUGAACCAUGGUGUGUAUUAUGACCCUGGUGCCUUUUCUGAUAAGAUUCUUUUAAAAACAGUAACUUUCUGGCAUUCUGUGCUAACAUUUAAGUGUUUCUAUUGUUACUAGGAGAGCGGUUUCUUCAUUUUAACUCUUGAUUUUUUUUCCUUCCUCAGGCCAGUCAGGACUCAUCUAGAAUAGAAUAUGAUACCUUUGGUGAACUCAAAGUUCCAAAUGACAAGUAUUACGGUGCACAGACUGUGAGAUCCACAAUGAAUUUUAAGAUUGGUGGAGCAACAGAACGGAUGCCAGUGAGUAAUUCAAAGUUGAAUUUAUUCUCUACAACAGGCGUGGGAGAGUCUCUGGCAUGGGUCCCAACUUGGCUGGUGAGGCCAUUUCCCCCUAACAAUUCUCUCCUGCCCCACACCUAACAUUAUAUGUGACAUCAGGAGUGGGGCAGGUAGAAAUGCCGCUGUCAAGGUAGAAUUAGGUGCCUUAAAGUGCUUCCAAUUGUUGCUUGGCAAAGGAGACUUGCUGUUAGUGCCGACCAGCCGAUUGGCCCUUUCAGGAAGCUGGUUGCUACUGGCUACACUAUGAAGUUCACCACUGAGAACUUCAUAGCAUGCCUGAUCCCUGUGGGCUUCCUGUAAGAAGAGAAGAAGAAGAGAUUGGUUUUGAUAUCCCACUUUAUCACUACCCUAAGGAGUCUCAAAGCGGCUAACAAUCUCCUUUCCCUUCCUCCCCCACAACAAACACUCUGUGAGGUGAGGCUGAGAGACUUCAGAGAAGUGUGACUAGCCCAAGGUCACCCAGCAGCUGCAUGUGGAGGAGCAGGGAUGCGAACCCGGUUCACCAGAUUACGAGUCUACCGCUCUUAAACACUGCACCACACUGGCUCUCCACACUGUAAGCACUCGGUGCUCUCAGGAAGCUCUCUCAGAUCUGCACUUGCAUCGCUACUGUAAGCACAAGGGGAAGCACCUGACAUGAUUAUGGUAUCAAGAUGAUUGACAGGUGGUAUACCCUGGCCAGCUGUCAUAAUUAUCUGUGAACUGUCAAUCCUGUUUCUUGCCAGUGCUCUAAAAGCAAGCUUGGUGUCUCGUGCAGUAUAAUAUCACUUAGAACUGAAAGAGGUUGAUUUUUGUCAAAAAUCUUCUAUUUUGAAAGUUGAGACUGAUGGGGGAAUGUGUUGCCCUAGUAUGUUUUCUUACUGGUUAAUAUUGUUUUUUUGAUUCACAUAUAACUGCAACAAUUUUUGGUCCUAUCAAUAGAGUACAAUGUGGGAAGUGAUAAGAAUGCCUGGCUGUAUCAAUUGGGCUUGUUUAGAAGGAAAUAAUGCAAUUAAAAUGGCUUUCUCUAUUUUAUAUGCAUGUACAAUAUCACCAUUCUUAUUUUUUAAAAUCUUAGGUCCAAGUAAUAAGAGCUUUUGGUAUCCUAAAGCGAGCAGCUGCUGAAGUAAAUCAGGAUUAUGGCCUGGAGCCAAAGAUUGCCAAUGCCAUUGUGAAGGCAGCAGAUGAGGUAAUAUUUUAAUAUAAAAGCUCUGCAUAAUUGAACCAGGAUUGAUGUACUGAAUUCUUUGCAGAUAUUUUGUCUUCUCAAAAUGAUAAUGCCUUCAUCAGCCUGAGAUGCAAAUAAUGUUCCCAUGGUCCUUUUGCAUUGGUCAGAAUGUUUGGUGCUGCCCAAUGUCAGUUGCAUGAUACUUGUCACAGACACUAUGCAAAGUGGCAAAGAGUGAGGCAGGCUCUUUGAAACAGCUUUGUAACUAGUUAAAAAACUCUUGUCAGGCUCCUUCCAGUAUCAUUGUUUCGUGUAAACCUUCUUUGUGGUAGUUUAAAUAUUUUUUUGACUAGUACUUUCCUUAUGCUAAAAUUAGUCUGAAACAGUUAACACAGCAGAAAAACCUAUCUAGAUUGGACCAUUCUUCUCAUCCUGCUUUAUUUAAGAUAUUUUGCAGAGGUAUGUGAUGAUAUAAGGUUUGCAUGACUCCUUUGAGGAAGAAGCAUAGUGGGGUGUAAACACACCUCAUCACAGAAACUGAAUGUUUUAAGUGUACAAUAUGGAUUUUAAACCUAGAGCUUUAAAGGUUAUUUAGUGUCUGUUCAAUGUUAUCUCCUUUAGUAGUUCAGUAGUGUUUCAUAUAAAUUGAUGGCACUGUAAAACAAUGUGUAACAAUGAUAAAUGUGUUUUUGUAGGUAUCUGAAGGUAAAUUGAACGAUCAUUUUCCUCUAGUGGUGUGGCAAACUGGAUCUGGAACACAGACGAACAUGAAUGUUAAUGAAGUCAUCAGUAAUAGAGCCAUUGAGAUACUGGGAGGUAAACUGGGGAGCAAGGACCCAGUGCAUCCGAACGACCAUGUUAAUAAAAGCCAGGUCACUAUGUGCUCCUUCCAAAUAUUCUUGCUGUGUGUUUACAUUACAUAUUAUCUACUAAAAGGUCAAAAUAUUUAUUUUUCAAAUAGGUUUUGUUUGCUUAGGUGCAAGGUGUUUCAAAGGGGGGAAAUAUCACUUCAGUUCUUGGCAUGCUGCCAGCUACCAAAACAUUUUUGAACAAAAAUAAACUAUGAAAUGUGGCAUCCGAUCAUUAAAACUUAUCAUAUGAUUAUUUGCUUGGGAUGCUGAAUUGCUCUUUGUGUUGUUGCAUAUAAACAGUGAUAAGGGAAUCACUAAUCGAUUGCUACAUCCAAAUGUCACAUACUGUGUGUACAUAAAAUCAUCCCCUUUUUACCUAUAUGGAAUUUCUUUCCAUUAACUGACCUAUACUGUGUCAAGCUUGGGACUCUUACGAUUUGUGUUCCUGAUUUUGUUACUGGUUGUGGCAUCAUAAAUAGGAGGAAGUGUCCUUUUUACAUGCUUUUGAGUGUUUUCCUACAUUGAGCAGUCUAGGAACAGAUAAAUAGUAAAAGAGAUGUUCAGAUAACAAGCAUCUUGUGUUUGCAUCUUCUCAGAGCUCAAAUGACACGUUUCCAACAGCAAUGCAUAUUGCUGCUGCACAAGAAGUUCAUGAAGUGCUGUUGCCGGGGCUGCAGAAGCUUCAGGAUGCCCUUGAUGCCAAAUCAAAAGAAUUUUCCAAAAUUAUUAAAAUUGGGCGUACUCAUACACAGGAUGCAGUUCCCCUUACCCUUGGGCAGGUAAAAAAACAUUUUGACAUAUUGUAUGAAAGUUCUAUUUAUCUCUUGCAAACAUUAACUUUGUUUCCAGUCAAAAGGCAUAUCUUUGACUAGUGAUAAGUGGCUCAUUUAUGUUAAAUUCUCACAUGGAAUGAGAAUAAUCUGGACAAUAAUAUGAUCUUGUUUGGCUAUCCCUCUUUUUUUUCUCCUUUGAAGGAAUUCAGUGCUUACGUGCAACAAGUCAAAUAUGGAAUCACUAGGAUCAAAUCAGCCAUGCCAAGGGUCUAUGAGCUGGCAGCUGGUGGCACUGCUGUUGGCACAGGACUGAAUACAAGAAUUGGUUUCGCUGAGAAGGUGGCUGCUAAGGUGGCUGCACUUACAAGUAAGGGAGGACAUGAAGGAAACUUCUGAUAGCCUCUUAGAGAAUUGAAAUAUAAUUGUCAGAGGAAACAACAAAGCAAAAGAAAUGGGAGAGUAACUGCCUUUUCUAGAAAGAAAAAGCAGUGCUAUAUUCUGUAGCCCCUUCUCUCCAUGUUUCAUCUACCUAAGCUUAUUUGUACACUGGAGUUCUGCUGUACCAAAGGAAGCUGAUGACUGGAUUUAUCAGCCUAUUUCCUGCAUCAACAAGGUUAUGAACAGAUAAAGCUUGAACUAUAUUCUUCAAAUGGACCAUCCAAAGAUUUUCAACUGCUGGGGGAGGACAUAGGAGCAUUGGGAUCUGAAGCACUGGAGGGUAAUGGUCUAAUUGUAGCAAUACCUUCUUAACACCCCGGUUUCCAGCAUUAGAUUUAAUAUAGGUAAUUAGAUAUUUUGUAUUUAAUAAAUUGUUUUCUUUUGCCCAUUAAUUAUUAGCCUGGGAGCCCUUGGACCUAACUUUGUUUAUAGAUAUCUGCCCAGAGCUGAUUAUAAAGUGAACGGUCAAUAUAAAAUGUUUUUGUUUUUUAAGAGUACUUGAGCUAUCAGUAUGUGCAUCAAAUGCAAGAGUCGAUGGAUGGGAUGCUCCUGUGUAUAUAUAUAUAUAUCAUUCUUUCAUUAGACUUGCCCUUCGUUACUGCUCCAAACAAAUUUGAAGCCCUUGCUGCUCAUGAUGCCCUGGUUGAACUGAGUGGGGCAAUGAAUACCGUGGCUUGCAGCCUGAUGAAGAUAGCUAAUGACAUCCGUUUCCUGGGUUCUGGACCUCGAUCUGGUUUGGGGGAGCUAAUCUUGCCUGAAAAUGAACCUGGAAGCAGUAUUAUGCCAGGUACAAUGUGGUUUUUGUUAAUUUUGUGUUAAUAAAUAAUGAGCUAGCAUCUUUGACCAUACACUUUAACGUACAACUUUACAUAUUUUUCAGUUUUUGCCUUCAAAUAUAUAUGUAAGCAGUACUGUUUUUUGCUGCCAGUUUAUGGAAACGGGGUGGAGCAGUCUGUACCGACACAAAAAAUUAUAUAUCAAGAUCAUUUGGAAAAACUGUGGUAACAGAUUAUUCAUGAGUAGUAGAUGAUAUUAUUGUGUCUUCAAUAAUUCUGGCAGAUGUUCCAACAUUUAGAACCAUAUCAGGCUUGUAUUUUUGAACAAUUUAUUCUAGCUGCAGACUGCUAACAUAACUUGCAUGUUGCAUAAAUUGCUUGUAUUUUUAGUGAAUUCAAGUGAGGACUGAUUUACAUUUGGCAGGCACACAGUAUUUUAUCUUACGGUAAUUGUUUUUCUCAAAUUAUUGCUGUAAUUAGAUCUGCCUUUGAAACCAUGCCAUUUGGAGCUAUUUGCUUUCAGUAGAAUCUUCACUGUUCUAUUAUCUACAUAAAUGUGCCCCAGGUUCUGUAUGAUCACAUCCAGAGUUGGGGGUUUUUUGGUACUAAAUCUUUUAAAUAAUACUUUAGUAGCUCAUUUGUAAGAGUUCCCUUUAAGAGAAGAAAUGAAUGGUUUUUAAAAAGUUGGAGAGAUGCUAAUUUGAGGUCUUUUCCUUCUCUUCUUUUCUCUCCCUCCCUGCUUUUUACAGGAAAAGUGAAUCCUACUCAGUGUGAGGCCAUAACCAUGGUGGCAGCUCAGGUGAUGGGGAAUCAUGUUGCUGUUACAGUAGGAGGCAGCUGUGGCCACUUUGAGCUGAACGUCUUUAAACCCAUGAUUGUACGUUUGAAGUUCUAAUUACACGACGUAGAUGUCAUAUUUUAGUGCAUGGUUAGAGGGGCUUUGUAAUUGUAAUGAGUGGAUAAUUGAGUUUUGCUGGAGUCGCAUCUUAUGCACGAGCUCAUUUUAAUUUUGGGCCCUAGCAUUGCAUUACAGGAGUGGCUAGCCUGAAAGCCUUAUCUUACCAUUUAAAAGAAAUGUUUGGCUACUUCCAUGGGAUCCCCAUGCCUGCAUUGUUGACUUCCUCCCCUCCCAAUCUUCCUUGGUUCUAGUGUGUGGAUGAGUGGAAAUGACCGCAGGCCUAUGGAUGUGGAAAGGGGGUCUUUCCUGUUGAACAAGUCUUAAAUCCAGUGAAUUCAAGGCCUCCCCUGCCCCAUCCCUAGAACUUCCCAUGUUGGAACCUAAUGCCAGCUACUGCCAGAGGAAAUCCCUACUGGCACAUGCCCACUGAGCUUUCCACAGGCGGAGGGGCAGAUUUCUGCAGUAAUGGCUGUGCUAUGGGAGGGACACUUCCAUGCAAUCCUAACUCCUUUCAACUCUGUGGAUCUGGGAGCUAGGGUUGUUCCAAAAAACUUACGGACAUAAAAAUUUUAAACUUGGUUAUUAUUUUGUCAAGCUGCAAUUCUGGAGUCCUUGUCAAAAAAACCACAAACCAGUUGCUUUACUAUAGGCUUCUUAAAAUAUCAGCUAUUGAGAUUCCAUAUCCAGUUGUGUUAAAAGGGUUAAAUAUUGCCGUCUUGACUUUUAUUGAACAGAAAGUGAAAAUGUUGUAUAGCAGCUAGUCUUCUAAAUCAGCACCUGUGAUUUUUAAUUGUAUUUUAAUAUUUCAUUUAGAUUAAAAAUGUGCUACACUCUGCACGACUCUUAGGAGAUGCCUCUGUUUCUUUCACUGACAAUUGCGUGAUUGGAAUACAAGCCAACACAGAGAGGAUCAACAAACUAAUGAGUGAGUCGCUCAUGCUGGUGACUGCCCUUAAUCCCCACAUAGGUAAGUGUCUAACACAUGCCAGUCUUGACUCAUGUGAAGUGCUUAAAGUGAAUCUAGUUACCUGCUUGAGCAGAUUUCCAGAGACCUGGAAUGCUGGCCUUGGUACGUCUGUAACGGAAGGAGGGUAGGUUAUGGUCCCAUGGGAAAUGUAAAGACUACACAUAGAAAUGUAAUAAAAGGGGUAAGAGCAUUAAUUGUGCCACACUUCCCAGAGCUUUAGUUAACACAGCUGUUUCACUAUUUGAAUUCUGAUCUAACACCCAGAUACUGAUUGCAAAAAAGGAGAGGAACAUAACAGCGUGCUGGCCUGGAACAUGAGAAGCUGCCAUAUAGCUAGUCAGACCUUCAGUCCAUCUAGUUCAGUAUUGGGCUACCCUGACUGGCAGUGGCUGCCUGAACCUGCAUGAAGCUGAUGCUCCACUGCUGAGCUACGACAGCUAUUCUUGCUUAGAAGUAGCUGCAACAUUAAUAUACAGUACUUUGUAAUUGGUGUGAUGUUGACUGCUCAGAGACAAUCUCCAUUUGGGAGUGGAGGCCCAAAUGAAUGUAUUGAUAGAUAAAGGGCUGUCACUGAAAUAGCAACGCUGUCUCAGGCUCUCUCCUCUUCCACUAGGGAUUCAGUGUACAGUGUAGAUGUCAUUAUGCUACAGGUUUCAUUGUCUGCAUUUUCAUGAGCAGCAUCCACAUGCUCCCAAGGACACAGAGUACAGUGGUACCUGGUUGUGCACACGUCAGGUUAUGAGCUGCACUAACCCGGAAAUAGUGGCUCCCAGAGGCAAACUUUGCCCUGGGAUGCAAGUGGAAAUUGCAUGCUGGAGGCGCACGUGCAGCGGGAGGCACGCUUUCGCUAAUGGCGCCUCAUGUUAAGAACAGUUUCAGGAUAAGAACGGACCUCCGGAACAAAUUAAGUUCGUAACCAGAGGUACCACUGUAGUAGCAGUUACUGUUAAGUUUAGAAAGCAGGUGACUUCGUCGUUUGGUUUCUCAUUGAUCUAAAAAUUAUCUCAUAUGACUUUUCGUUUUACAUUAUGUGUGUAAAGGCUGUUCAUUAAACAUAAUAAAUGGAACUGACUGACUGACUUUUACAUUAGGUUAUGACAAGGCGGCAAAGAUUGCCAAAACGGCACAUAAAGAAGGGUCGACACUAAAAGAAACUGCUAUCAAGCUCGGAUUUCUAACAUCAGAACAAUUUGAUCAGUGGGUAAAGCCAGAAGAUAUGUUGGGUCCUAAGUAACUGUGACAAAUGUAGUACAAACAGAAAAUAAAUAAAUUGUAUAAAGUAAACAAUUUUAUCAUCUGUUUCUGUUAUGAAACCAGUUGCAUUUUGUCUCUGAAGUGGUGGGGCUUUCUAUGGUAGGUAUAUAACUUUGUAUGUACUUCAAAUAUCUUAAUGAAAAUGCAUCUUAUUUACAGACAGCAGUGUUUUUAAAACGGUCCCUCAAAUUAUUGCAAAGUUGAAUUUAUAGGGCUGUUCGUAUUCAUAAAAUCAAUAACAUGCUG